Rubroshorea leprosula is the source of this 1477-nucleotide messenger RNA. The record is from the annotation of a GenBank genome assembly. Lineage: Eukaryota; Viridiplantae; Streptophyta; Magnoliopsida; Malvales; Dipterocarpaceae.
CACCCCCUCCAACUCUCGAUCUCCUGGCGUUUCUGAUGACCAAGCCACCCCCUCCAACUCUCGAUCUCCCCCGUCUCCGUCUUAGCCACUGCUGCAACAGCUGCUGCCCCGUCUGUUGCCCCGUCGACUUCUUCAUCAGGUUCUGUUGAAAGACAGCCUUUGAGGAAUGCAAGCAAGGAUCACCUGAGAUCGCUCCAAGGAUUCCAGCUCAACCACAUCUAUUUGGGGAACAUGUACAUAUGAAGCAACAACUUGAAAGGUGGAAUGGACCACCCAAGAUAGAACUGACUUAUCUGGCCUUAUCACUGCCAUGAAGAGGUAUUGGUGGUUGGCAAAGAUUUGAAAACGGUUGCCUUGUGCAAACGGCAUUGACGAUAACUCGAGAAAUUCCAAUUCUCUUUUGAAGUCAAGGACGCGACCCUGUGCGAUGUAAAGCAGGUUUGUGCUGAGAGCAGGUUGAGCACCACUGUCAAGGGAUAUCUGCAUAUCGAAACAGGUAGCACAAAGGAGUACUUAAAAGGAUUUCUAUAGGAGUUAAGCCGAAAGAAAUGAAGGGAGAUUUGGGGAACUUUGUAGUGGCAGUAAAAUGAAGAAAUGAGGAAACGUUUGUUCAACUCUUGCGUUUGUGGGUCGAACCAGAAAUGGAGAAUAACCAAAGGGGCAGCUGCAAAUCAGUGGGGGAAUUUGAAGAAAUCCAAGGGAUUCUAUCAAGAAUGGUUUUGGGCUUUGUGAGGUUAGCUAGUGAAGAGAUCAACAAUUUUUGGGAGACUAAAAGUUUCCUAUGGUUGCUGGUAGUGAACAAGCUUGUAAGGCUUGUUGAGGUAACUUUUAUCUGCCCAAAGCUGAAUCCUUGCUCAAUGUUUUGUAAAAGAACUUUGCAUUACUAGAAUAUGUUUUGUUUACCAAAUGGGGCAUCAAGUGAUUGAGAGCUGAUUCUUAAUCUAGUUUAUUGUGAUAGAAUUUGAUGUAUAAAUAAAAGUUACAGCUCAAACCUUACCCUUUUGGCUAAGGUUGCAGGUCUGGGAUGUAACAUAUUUAUUUUGCAGAAUGAAAUUAUAAUGAUCCUUAAUGAUUUUUGGGUAACAUACUGAUUGUACAGAUUAAGUAUACCAUUUACCACAUAUAUCUUCUUGGUAUGAUUAUAUUUCAGAAUGAAGUUGAAACUGUUGAAAUUCAGUUCUGGAACUCUUUGGACUUAGGAGCCUGUUCUGUGUUUACUGCUUCUCUGUCAGACUCAUUUUUAUUGCCUUGAGAUUACUAGGAUUUAUUUUGUUUAGGAAAGAAAGAUAAGGGUUUGAUCGUUUGUGCUGGUUAGUGGUAGUUGUGCAUGGUCUAGGGAUGUUUAAGCAGCUUUGUCAAAAGGCAUCACAUUUAUUGUAAGCAUGAGAUUUCAGGUGGGUGUGAUAAUUAUAUGGCACAAUAUAACUCAGCUUUGUUCUAAUAUAUUAAGUAUGAGCAAGAAAUGUUAUUCAUUUUG